AUGCUACUUAGUCGCCGUUUAUUCAGCAUGGUGAGUCAACCCUUCAUUGCACAAUUGGAACGUGUUUUGGGUAAGGAAGCUGUUAAAAUAGCUACUGGAGAACCGAGCGAAAAUUCAUAUGAUCGGAGACGUCGCAUAGGGAGAGCUCCGGAUGUGAUUGUAGUGCCUAAAGAUGUUGGACAAGUUAGUUCUGUAUUGAAGAUGUGUAAUGAGGAUAGUAUUCCAGUGAUACCGUUUAGUACAACUACUGGUUUAGAUGGUUUUUCGAACACGCUCCAGGGUGGUGUAUUCAUCGAUUUGAUGUCGAUGGAUAAGAUCGUGGAAGUAAACAUGGGUGAUUUCAAUUGUACUGUUGAACCGGGCGUAACCCAUGAGACACUGAACCAACAUUUACACACUACAGGCCUUUGGUUUCCUGGAGAUUUGGGUGCUGAUGCGUCCAUAUGUGGUAUGGCUGCUACGAACGCAAGUGGUUCAAAUUCAGCACGAUAUGGUACUAUGGCUCAAAAUGUUUUGAACUUAGAGGUCGUUCUAUCUAAUGGCAACGUAAUGUACACUGCUGGAAAAGAUAGGCGACCAAGGAAAUCAGCAGCAGGUUAUAACUUGACGAAACUUUUCGUGGGUUCUAAAGGUACACUGGGAGUAAUAACGCAGACUGCAGUACGAUUGUAUGCAAGGCCAGCAGUAUGUAGUGUCGCAGUUUGCCCAUUUCGAACAGUAGACAAAGCUAUUGAAGCGGUCGUUGCUACUUUGCAGUGUUCUGUACCAAUUGCAAAGAUAGAAUUCUUGGAUGCUGCUACAGUGGCGGCUUGUAAUCGCUACAGUAAACUAACACUUGUUGAAUCACCCACUCUUUUCUUGGAAUUUCACGGUAAUUCCGAAGCGGAAGUAGCCGAACAGGCAAGCCUCGUUGAAGAAAUAUUCGCCAGUAAUGAUGGAAGAGAGUUCAAUUGGUGUCAUGCGCCUGAGGAGCAGAAAAAAAUUUGGAGUUCUCUUCAUUCUGUCUAUUACGCUAUUUUAUCAGAGAAAAAUAAUGUUAAGGGUUUCACAAUACACUUCUCUUUACCUACAUCUGCAUUGGCUAAAGCUGUCUCUGAGACAAGGAAGGAUAUUGACGAAUCAGGCAUUUUUGGAGCACUAGUGGGUCACGUUGGUGAUGGCAGCUUCCAUUGCAUCUUUCUAGUCGAUGAUUCAAAUCAGGACGAGAUGAAAAUGAUUCGGGAACUAUCAGAUCGUAUUGUCAAGCGUACAUUAGCAUCAGGUGGUUCAUGUACAGAUGAACAUGGAAUUGGAAUUAGUAAAAGAAAGUACUUGGAAAAUGAAUAUGGUGAGGUAGCAGUGAACACGAUGAUUGCUAUCAAAAAAGCAUUGGAUCCGAAGGGGAUCAUGAAUCCAAACGAAUUGUUCACGAAAAACUAA
Brugia malayi is the source of this 1419-nucleotide messenger RNA. Its product is annotated as FAD linked oxidases, C-terminal domain containing protein. Gene Ontology annotation, cellular component: mitochondrion. NCBI's taxonomy places the organism in Eukaryota, Metazoa, Nematoda, Chromadorea, Rhabditida, Onchocercidae. The record is from RefSeq and is a predicted model, not a curated record. Gene Ontology annotation, biological process: lactate catabolic process. Gene Ontology annotation, molecular function: FAD binding; D-lactate dehydrogenase (NAD+) activity; D-lactate dehydrogenase (cytochrome) activity. The transcript has 12 exons. The coding region runs from base 1 to 1419 and encodes 472 amino acids.